UUCAGGUUUUAAAGUUCGUUUCCAAUGUCCUCUGAUCAUUUGUCUUGAUAUGCGUCCUCCGCAUGCUGAGUGGUGCAGUCCUGAGUGCUAUGCGGAACAAGUAUUCACAAGUUGAUAUGAUUCUCAAGGUAGGACAACGAAGAAAAGGACGAAGGCAUCCACAAAUGUCAUAGACGCAUUGUCUUGAUGAGGUUUAAACUCAAAGGAGAACGUGUUUUAGGUUUUAAAGACGGUAGAAAUUCGGUGUUUGCUGCACCAACUUCUCCUCUAACCAGCUACCUCAAUGGUCAAAUGGGUAAUGUCCUUUUCAUCAUCAUGUUACUAUCUCUGAGAGUUAGUUUAUGAUUAAACUUAAGCAUUUUGACAACCAUUUACCCCGCACUGUUGAAAACAUUGGUGAUUAGUUAUGUUAUUGGUUGCGACGUUUACUUUCUUGUAGAAACUAGAAAAAAAGGUUAUACAAUACAAUCUUGCAACGAUGUGUUAAUUCUUCGCAUUACCUGCCGUAAUUUCUUUGCUACGUUAUUUAUGGAUACUACGGAGAAUUAGAGGCAAAUUUACUUACAUCGACAUUAAUUUAUAUAUAGACACACACACACACACACACACACAAGUGUUUUUCUUUAUAUAUAUUUUAAGAGAGGAAGGGUGUUUUGGCUAGUGUUCUUGUAACAAGUUCAAGUCCUUCUCUGAUCGAGUAAAUCACUGUACGUAUUUGAAAUAGUAUAUUCAUAAGAAUUAUAUAUUUUCUUAUUAUCUUCUUAAGAUUUAAACUGUAGAUAAUAAUAUAGAAAACAAACUCAGCUACAGUACAGAUAAGAAUCACGCAUGAUUGCAUGCUAUGUAUAUAUGUGGCUAUCUGCUGCAUUAUUGACGCAUGCAUGUUUAUAUUCUUCCUUAGUUAUUUUCCAAAUCAUUUAGAAAAUAUAAUUAUGCAUAGAAUUAAGCAAGCCCCAAAGUCCCACUUGUAGUAGAAAGACUAGGACGAUUAUCAAAUUACGGACGCCGGUGUGGGGAGGGGAGAGAGAUAGGUGGCCUAUUAGCACAGUGGUUGGUUAGGAUGCAAAAUCAUCAAGCACACGUGGAAAGCUGGAACGAGAUCCAUUUCAGUACUCAAUUGAAAAUAUGUAAGGUAAUAAUGAAGGACAAUACUAGCUAAUGAUCUUAUGCCCUACAUUGCAUCAGGCAAUCAAUAAAACUAAUCAACUUGCCACCUCCUUUAUUAGGAAAUUGCUAAUUCUAACAUUUGUUGUUAGUGAUAUUGUUACUAGAUUCACUCAUUUAUAUAUAUAUAUAUAUAUAUAUAUAUAUAUAUAUAUAUAUAUAUUCACUUAUUUUGGGACAUGAAUGACAUGAUAUGAUAGAGGUUCCAGUGAGUUGGAGGAAGAAAACAACGCUUGGAAGUUAUUAUACUCCAUCCACUAACACGAAUGUGUGAUUAAUUUAUAGAUCAUUAUUAUAGUUCUAAUAAUUUCUAAUUAAAAGGUGGCCAUAUAUACAACUUCACCAUUCAGAACUACAUUUCGUUUACUCCUUUGAUCCCCAACCUAACUUUAGUUUUCAGGGUUGUGGUAAAAUUAAGUUCUUGCUAAAUCCCUCUAGUUUUAAAUAAUUUUCUGGAUUGAUAUGGGUGAAAAAUGAUGAUUUUACAAUUUUACGAAUGAUAAUGUAAGAAGAGUAGUGUGCAUUAACCAACCAACUUAUUAAAACUCAAAAAAAAAAAACCUUAAAACUUAUGCAUGAAUCAGUUUAUUGGUUAGGGAUUAAGAAUGUAUAAAAAUGUAUUAGCUUAUGUUUAUAUAUUACCGCGUUUCGUUCACACCAAGAAAAAAAGAAGUUAGAUUACAUUCUUCUCACAGAAGACUUCCCCAACUUUCCUCACGAGGACGGCUGGAGUUGGAUAUGGUGAAACUAAAUAAAUAACUAUCGUGUAGGAAUAUUAUAAGUAAUGUUCGCUUUAUAUAUAUAUAUAUAUAACUUGUGAUCCUUUCUUUCAUUUCAUUAUGUGUGGAGAGUUCACAUUUUGGAGUCGUAUGAUUUGUUAAUUAAUUUUCUAAUAAGUCAUCUUCACUUGCAGAUGGAUAUGUAAUGCUUUUGAGAAUCUUCCCUGCAUAUUCAUUCAUUAAUUAAUUAAAAGACCUGUUUCCGGAGCUCCUUUGGCCUUAUUCAUCAAUUGUUUUUUCCCUCUAGAAAUUAAAAACAAAUAUGAUUAAUGUUAGUCACGAGACAUGUUUGAAAUAUUCAGCGCUGUGAUCAGGAGAAAAGAAGAAGAAGAAAAAACAAACACAAUUUAUGUCGCUGACCAUUGAGAAAUCAAGUUUCAAAGUCCAUUAAAUUCAUAAAUUAUACUAGAAACUAGAUGUGCAUGUCUCUAUUCGUGACAAAUUCGCUUAACUUGUUUUGUUUCUGAGUUUAUUACAUGAAAGUUGUUGUAUUGUCUGUUUUUAAUGAAAAUAUGGAGGAAGAAAGUGACUACCUGCUAAUUAGUAACUGGAAUUUCCAUUGUUUUUCUUUUUUCCUUCUUUUUUUUACCCCAAUCUUUAAUGCACGGGGCACUUUUUUAAAUUAUUUUUGGCAUAAGUACUUUUACUAUGUUGUUUUCUUAACUGUUAAAAUUUUUUAGGUUUCAAAGAAUUCCAAAUGAGUUCAAUGCGUGAAUAAAUAUAAAUUUUUAUCCGGUCAUUAAAUCAAAUUAAAAAUUUUCUUGAUCAUUCUAAAUGUCUAAUUAUAUUAAGAUAUUAUUUAAGAAUUAUUUAUUUAUUUUUUGUUGUCAUCAAUGGAUUCUUUUUUCUAGUUAGAUUAUGAAUUUCAAUUUAAUCAAAAUUUUACUAAUUCAUUAGGAUAUUUCUCUUGUAUUAAAGGCUAUUUUCUAAAAGUAGAUUGAUGUAUUGACUUUCAUAUUAUAUUUGAGUUUUAUAUACAAUUGUUUCUAUAAUUAAGGGUUGUAUCUUAGGCUUGAGAACCCUAGUAUUUUUCUUUAUAGUUUAGGAUUGUAAAACUUUAGAAAUUAAAUGUUCGAUGUACAAAAGGUACUGGCAAAACCUUGUCCUUCUGUGUGAUGUAUGAGUGAAGGUCAUUUGGAUAACUAUGAGGGCUCAAAAACUAGCUAGCGCAUGCAAAGAACCCAGUAGCAUAUACUAGAUCGAGUGGAGCAUUUAUCAACAAAAAUUGCAAAAUGCUAAUUAAACCAUCUGACACUAUAAAAGGGAGGCAUAAACAUGAAUCUUGAUGCGGAGAGGGAUGUUGACUCUAUAGGGCAACUAUUUUGUCGGUUGUUUUUGUUUUCAAGACUAAAUUAGACUAGGAAAAUAAUAUUUCUUACUAUUUUUUUUCUAUUUAAAUUAGUACUUUCAAUUUAAUUAAGAUUUUACUAAUCAAUAUAUUUUUUGUUUUUUUCUCGUAUUUAAACAGCUAGAAAUAUUUUAGAGGAGAUUGAUAAAUUAAUUAUUGACUUUCAAAAAGUAUACAUGAGUUUUCUAUAUAAUUAAGGAAUAUAACCUCGAGAACCCUAGUUUUUUACUCUAGAGUUUAGAACCACCUGUAAAAUUACUGUGGGGACUGAUCAGUAACCCUAUCCAAGCCAGUGAAGGGAUAGAAAAUUUGAAGGUGGCCCUAGCUAGUGACGUGAUGUUAUUUCACGUGAUCUUGUAUUGGGAGAAAAAAAGUAGGAAAUUACUUGGAAAAAGAAGAAGAAGCAACAUAAUGAGAAUUCUAGUAGUCGUAACUAACGUAAUUGUUGCUCAAUGUGGUAAUUAUGACAGUAAAGAACGUAUUGUGAUUGUCAUGUUAAGUUUGCUCCCAUUUGCUAAUUAAUUAACGGGCACUUAUAAAAAGUUGAAAAAUGCGUAAGCUGGCCAGGAAUUUCAGAAACUGGUGAGGCCCCAUCUUCAUUCACUGAUAAUAAAAACAUUAUGUAAACAUGAUUCACAGUAAUUUAGAGAUCGCCGGCAUGGCGAUGCACUGGGUGACGAAGGAGGCAGCUUAAUUUGUUGCGUGCAUGGAAUGAGCUUCUAUACUCUGACCAUCGAAGACGUGCCAUCUGUUCCCUGACGCUGACCUCUUUCUUAGUUUUAGGACUUCUGCAGUAGUUUGUUUUUGACCAUCAUUAAUCAUUCGAUAUUUGGAUCUCAAAGUUGCCCUCGGUAUUUUGAAGUAUAAUAAUUAUAGAACUAACCUACCUUGCCCUUGGGGGACAGCCUAGCUAGCUAGCUAGCUACACUCUUUAGAUAUAUCGGCCAGAAUUAAUAUAUUUGUGUGGCAGAGCUUAGUGAUGAAAAUGUCACUAGCUAGGAGAAUAUGUGAAUUCUUGGAAAAUAUAUAUGUAUUAAUUUGAUAGGCUUCCUGAUCUCUACAAUAUUGAAAUGGAAGACAGGCUUUUUCAUGCCUCCCAAGGUAUAGAAAAUCUGCACCAGGGAUAUACUUCUGAAGUUCAGCUGAUAUUGAGGUUUGAGGCCAGUCGCGGAUGGAAUAGUGGAAUCCAAAAACAUUGUGCCCUACCACGAGCUAGCUGUCUUGAUUACUGAAACAUAUUUUAAUAGUUGGCUGCUUAAAAAAUUAUGGCCGAUUGAUUAAUUAAGAGUAAUUAAUCACCUUAGAGGGAGGAGACGGAGAGGGCAUAGCUGACAUUUCAAGAAUAAAAAGGUCAUUGUUGUUUUGCUUAGCAAAUGGGAAGCUACCACAUCAGCCUGCUUUUUUUGGGCUCUAUUGUAUCAGGGUGGCAUGAAACAUGGAACGCAUAUAAAUAGCAAGCCUGCAGUUAAUGGUUGGAUCAUAGGGAGCCUAAUCUUAAGGUGAAAAACAUAGGAUACAGUACUGUCUUGUACUCUUGAAAAUGGGCAGGUCUCCUUGCUGUGACGAGAGUGGCCUCAAGAAAGGUCCCUGGACCCCUGAAGAAGAUCAGAAACUUGUCAAAUAUAUCCAAAAACAUGGCCAUGGAAGCUGGAGAGCCCUCCCUAAACUUUCUGGUCUUAAUAGAUGUGGAAAGAGUUGCAGGUUAAGGUGGACAAACUAUUUAAGGCCAGAUAUCAAAAGAGGGAAAUUUUCUCAAGAAGAAGAACAAACAAUUCUAAAUCUCCAUUCCGUCCUUGGCAACAAAUGGUCUGCAAUUGCAAGCCACCUACCGGGUCGGACCGAUAAUGAAAUCAAGAAUUUCUGGAACACCCACCUGAAGAAAAAGCUCAUUCAAAUGGGUUUUGAUCCCAUGACUCACAGGCCUCGCACCGAUAUCUUCUCAAGCUUACCUCAUCUUAUAGCCCUAGCUAACCUGAAGGAGCUCAUAGAUCACCAUUCAUUGGAAGAACAUGCUCUGAGACUACAAACAGAAGCUGCACAGAUGGCAAAACUUCAAUAUUUGCAAUAUCUCCUUCAACCUCAACCUCCUGCAGCUUCUAAUACUGCAACAAGCUCAAACAACCUAAACAAUAUCGGUACUCUUUGUGACAUCGAAGCCUUUAAUCUCUUGAAUUCACUUGCUUCACUCAAGGAUAGCCCAGUGUCAAGUUUAUCCCAGUUGGAUUUACCGGCUUCCUCUCUUCAAGGGAUCAAUGAUUCAAUCCCCUUCUCCCAUUUGCCUGACUUACAAAUCCCUUGCAAUUAUCAAACACCACCAACCAAGGGCAUGGCUCAAGCUCCUGAGUUAACAGUGUUUAGUCAAGGAGAGAACUCGCCCAUUUCUCCAUUUCAGUUUCCUUCAUCUUCAACUCCAUUUCCUCCUUCUGCAGUUCCACCUGUAACACAGAUAUCCAGCAUGGUCAACAACUUGGGAGAUGCCUCUAGUACUUCAAGCUAUGGAGAAGAAGUUCCUUCAGUUUGGCAUGACCUCCUUGAAGACCCUUUGUUUCAAGAUAUUGCUUAAUUAGCUUAAAUUUUCAUAUAUGUGAAAAAGGUUUGGAGUUUCACCACCACUUCACUGUGUAAUAACACAACAUAUAUACACUGUUUGUAGCUGUAUGUAUACUUUAGGACAUUGCACUCAUCAUGGUAGAUAGAUUUACAUGCAUGUUUUAUAAUUUAAGCAGAGGCUUUCAUCAUGGAGUGUACACCAUUUAUAUGCAAUUGAGAGACUGAUUUUACUGAAA
Messenger RNA from Populus nigra (black poplar), 6077 nucleotides. Its product is annotated as transcription factor MYB53. The record is from RefSeq and is a predicted model, not a curated record. The transcript has 4 exons. NCBI's taxonomy places the organism in Eukaryota, Viridiplantae, Streptophyta, Magnoliopsida, Malpighiales, Salicaceae. Bases 4832 to 5854 code for a protein of 340 amino acids.